Oryctolagus cuniculus (rabbit) is the source of this 4490-nucleotide messenger RNA. RefSeq names its product SWI/SNF related BAF chromatin remodeling complex subunit C2 (gene SMARCC2). Gene Ontology annotation, biological process: cell projection morphogenesis. Gene Ontology annotation, molecular function: protein binding. Lineage: Eukaryota; Metazoa; Chordata; Mammalia; Lagomorpha; Leporidae. The record is from RefSeq and is a predicted model, not a curated record. Gene Ontology annotation, cellular component: synapse.
GGCGGAGGAGGCGGGAGCUGAGCUGAGCGGGGCGGGCGGCGGUGGCGGCGGCGGCGGCGGGGCCCGAGCCCGAGAAGAUGGCGGUGCGGAAGAAGGACGGCGGCCCCAACGUGAAGUACUACGAGGCCGCGGACACCGUGACCCAGUUCGACAACGUGCGGCUGUGGCUCGGCAAGAACUAUAAGAAGUAUAUCCAAGCUGAACCACCCACCAACAAGUCGCUGUCUAGCCUGGUUGUACAGUUGCUACAAUUUCAGGAAGAAGUUUUUGGCAAACAUGUCAGCAAUGCGCCACUCACUAAACUGCCGAUCAAAUGUUUCCUAGAUUUCAAAGCAGGAGGCUCCCUGUGCCACAUACUUGCAGCUGCCUACAAAUUCAAGAGUGACCAGGGAUGGAGGCGUUACGAUUUCCAGAACCCAUCACGCAUGGACCGCAAUGUGGAAAUGUUUAUGACCAUUGAGAAGUCCUUGGUGCAGAAUAACUGCCUGUCUCGACCUAACAUUUUUCUCUGCCCAGAUAUUGAGCCCAAACUGCUAGGGAAGUUAAAGGACAUUAUCAAGAGACACCAGGGAACAGUCACUGAGGAUAAGAACAAUGCCUCCCACGUUGUGUAUCCUGUCCCAGGGAACCUCGAAGAAGAGGAAUGGGUACGGCCAGUCAUGAAGAGGGAUAAGCAGGUUCUUCUGCACUGGGGCUACUACCCUGACAGUUACGACACCUGGAUCCCGGCAAGUGAAAUUGAAGCAUCUGUGGAAGACGCACCAACUCCCGAGAAACCUAGAAAGGUUCAUGCAAAGUGGAUCCUGGACACAGACACCUUCAAUGAGUGGAUGAAUGAGGAAGACUAUGAAGUAAAUGAUGACAAAAACCCUGUCUCCCGCCGAAAGAAGAUUUCAGCUAAGACACUGACAGACGAGGUGAACAGCCCGGAUUCAGAUCGUCGAGACAAGAAGGGAGGGAACUAUAAGAAGAGGAAGCGUUCCCCUUCUCCUUCACCAACCCCAGAAGCUAAGAAGAAAAACGCUAAGAAAGGCCCUUCAACACCUUACACCAAGUCAAAGCGUGGCCACAGAGAGGAGGAGCAAGAAGACCUGACAAAGGACAUGGAUGAGCCCUCACCAGUCCCCAAUGUAGAAGAGGUGACACUGCCCAAAACAGUGAACACUAAGAAGGACUCGGAGUCAGCUCCCGUCAAAGGAGGCACCAUGACCGACCUGGAUGAACAGGAGGAUGAGAGCAUGGAGACCACGGGCAAGGAUGAGGACGAGAACAGCACGGGGAACAAGGGGGAGCAGACCAAGAAUCCAGACCUGCAUGAGGACAACGUGACUGAGCAGACACACCACAUCAUCAUUCCCAGCUAUGCUGCCUGGUUUGACUACAACAGUGUGCAUGCCAUUGAGAGGAGGGCUCUCCCCGAGUUCUUCAACGGCAAGAACAAGUCCAAGACCCCAGAGAUCUACCUGGCCUACCGAAACUUCAUGAUUGACACUUACCGACUUAACCCCCAAGAGUACCUCACCUCCACUGCCUGCCGCCGGAACCUGGCCGGGGACGUCUGUGCCAUCAUGAGGGUCCAUGCCUUCCUCGAGCAGUGGGGUCUUAUUAACUACCAGGUGGAUGCCGAGAGCCGACCAACCCCCAUGGGGCCUCCGCCCACCUCUCACUUCCAUGUCUUGGCCGACACACCGUCGGGGCUGGUGCCUCUGCAGCCCAAGACCCCGCAGGGCCGCCAGGUUGAUGCUGAUACCAAGGCUGGGCGAAAGGGCAAAGAGCUGGAUGACCUGGUGCCAGAGACGGCUAAGGGCAAGCCAGAGCUGCAGACCUCUGCUUCCCAACAAAUGCUCAACUUUCCUGACAAAGGCAAAGAGAAACCAACAGACAUGCAGAACUUCGGGCUGCGCACAGACAUGUACACGAAGAAGAGCGUCCCCUCCAAGAGCAAAGCCGCAGCCAGUGCCACUCGAGAGUGGACAGAACAGGAGACCCUGCUACUCCUCGAGGCACUGGAAAUGUACAAAGAUGACUGGAACAAAGUAUCUGAGCACGUGGGAAGCCGGACACAGGAUGAGUGCAUCUUGCAUUUCCUUCGUCUUCCCAUUGAAGACCCCUACCUGGAGGACUCGGAGGCCUCCCUGGGCCCCCUGGCCUACCAGCCCAUCCCCUUCAGUCAGUCGGGCAACCCUGUCAUGAGCACUGUUGCCUUCCUGGCCUCUGUCGUCGAUCCCCGCGUCGCGUCUGCUGCUGCAAAGUCUGCCCUAGAGGAGUUCUCCAAAAUGAAGGAAGAGGUGCCCACAGCCUUGGUGGAAGCCCACGUUCGGAAAGUGGAGGAAGCAGCCAAAGUGACAGGCAAGGCCGACCCAGCCUUUGGCCUGGAAAGCAGCGGCAUCGCAGGAACCACCUCUGAGGAGCCUGAGCGGAUCGGCCCAGAGGAGAGCGGGACUGACGAAGCCCGGGCGGAGGGCCAGGCCACAGAUGAGAAGAAGGAGCCUAAGGAGCCCCGGGAAGGAGGAGGGGCUGGAGAGGAGGAGGCCAAGGAGAAAACUAGCGAGGCCCCCAAGAAGGAUGAGGAGAAAGGGAAAGAAGGCGACAGCGAGAGGGAACCGGAGAAGAGUGAUGCUGACUCAAUGGCUGAUCCCGAGAAGGAGAAGGAGCCAAAGGAAGGGCAGGAGGAAGUGCUGAAGGAGGUGGUGGAGUCGGAGGGGGAAAGGAAGACGAAGGUGGAGCGGGACAUUGGGGAGGGCAACCUCUCCACCGCCGCUGCCGCUGCCCUGGCUGCCGCCGCUGUGAAAGCCAAGCACUUAGCUGCCGUCGAAGAAAGGAAGAUCAAGUCUUUGGUGGCUCUGCUGGUGGAAACUCAGAUGAAAAAGUUGGAGAUCAAACUCCGGCACUUCGAGGAGCUAGAGACGAUCAUGGACCGGGAGCGAGAAGCACUGGAGUAUCAGAGGCAGCAGCUCCUGGCCGACAGACAAGCCUUCCACAUGGAGCAGCUAAAGUACGCGGAGAUGAGGGCCCGGCAGCAGCACUUCCAACAGAUGCACCAACAGCAGCAGCAGCCACCGCCAACCCUGCCCCCAGGUUCCCAGCCUAUCCCCCCUACAGGGGCUGCUGGGCCACCCGCAGUCCAUGGCUUGGCCGUGGCUCCAGCCUCUGUGGCCCCUGCUCCUGCUGGCAGUGGGGUCCCUCCUGGAAGCUUGGGCCCUUCUGAACAGAUUGGGCAGGCAGGGUCAACGGCAGGGCCACAGCAGCAGCAACCAGCUGGAGCCCCCCAGCCUGGGGCAGUCCCACCAGGGGUACCCCCCCCUGGACCCCAUGGCCCCUCACCGUUCCCCAACCAACAAACUCCUCCCUCAAUGAUGCCAGGGGCAGUGCCAGGCAGCGGGCACCCAGGCGUGGCGGGUAAUGCUCCUUUGGGUUUGCCUUUUGGCAUGCCGCCUCCUCCUCCUCCUGCUCCAUCCAUCAUCCCAUUUGGUAGUCUAGCCGACCCCAUCAGUAUUAACCUUCCCCCUCCUCCUAACCUGCAUGGGCAUCACCACCAUCUCCCGUUCGCCCCGGGCACUCUCCCCCCACCUAACCUGCCUGUGUCCAUGGCGAACCCUCUACAUCCUAACCUGCCGGCGACCACCACCAUGCCAUCCUCCUUGCCUCUCGGGCCGGGGCUCGGAUCCGCCGCAGCCCAGAGCCCUGCCAUUGUGGCAGCUGUUCAGGGCAACCUCCUGCCCAGUGCCAGCCCACUGCCAGACCCAGGCACCCCUCUGCCUCCAGACCCCACAGCCCCGAGCCCAGGCACAGUCACCCCUGUGCCACCUCCACAGUGAGCAGCCAGCCAGACAACUCCCCCUCACCCCCAAGGAGAUCACGGUUCCAGGAACAGCCCUCCCCCAACCACUGGGACCCUUCCCCAGCCUGGAGAGUUCAUCACUACGUAAGGAAAGCUCCUCCUGCCCUUCCACAGCCCGCGCCGUGCCCUGCAGGGGCAUGCGUUUUUAUAUCAGAGUAUCUAAGGACUGUUUCAAAGCUGUUUCUUGUGUCUCUGAGAGGAUAGGAUGGGAAGGCUGCCUUCAGCAGAAGGGCCGGAAGGUGCUCAUCCAGGGUUCUAAUUAACCACUUCUAAGGGCGCAUCCCCUCAAAACUACUGCAUUUUUUUAAUGGAUUAAAAAAAAUUAAGCCCUUUAAAAAGUAGAGAGAUUUUAAAAAGCCACAUUUGAACUCCCUUCAGUAACCAAGUCUUACAUUUUUUAGAGGAUGACAAUUUCAAGAAAGGGGAACUGAGGUUCUGGGGAGCGCUCUGGUAGAAUAGGGUGCAGAGCCCGUCUCCCCCAGCCCCUGGCUGGUGGCUGAGUCGCCGCCCAGCUCCCUUACCCACUGCCCCUGCGCACUCGUGCCCGCUGCUGCUUCCCAUUGUUGCUUUCAGGCUUCCCAGCUCAGCCAACGACCCCUUGCCCUCUGGAUGUCAGUUUUGUGUUUUUAAAAGUCGCCUGUUUAGUUGA